This is a messenger RNA of Plasmodium cynomolgi strain B, 750 nucleotides long. RefSeq lists its product as hypothetical. Lineage: Eukaryota; Apicomplexa; Aconoidasida; Haemosporida; Plasmodiidae. The transcript has 3 exons. The coding region runs from base 1 to 750 and encodes 249 amino acids. The record is from RefSeq and is a predicted model, not a curated record.
AUGAACUACAAACCUACACAAGAGCAUUUAGAAAGUAUGUUAGAUAGUACGUAUACAAAUUUACAAGACAAUCAAAAAAAACAGAAAAAAUUAUAUGAUUUCAUAGAAUUUCAUGAUGAUAUAAAAGGUGUACUAAUAAAUAAAAGAACUACACAGGAACAUAAUUAUUACUGCAAUUAUUCAAAAGGUAUUUUUGACUUAUACAAAGAAAUAGAACGCUAUAGAAAACCCGAAGUUUUUAGAUUAGACAUAAGAAGAUUUAAAAAGAUAUUUUUGUUUACAACAGAUAGAUUAAAUUUUAUUGAGAAAACAUGUCCUGGUAAAUGUUUAUAUUUAGUGUUCAGCCAAAAUUAUAAAGAUUCUUGUUCAUUAGAAAAAAAGUGUGUAGCAAAUGUUGAAAGAACAAAAACAUUAGAUGAAACUAUAAAUGCAUUUAAAUGGAUGUUUCGCACAAAUGUGCAUACAGAUAAAGUUGCUGCUAAAAAAUCAGUUCUUGAUGAAAUGAAUGAUAAUAUCGGCUUUAGGUCCAAAUCGGAAUUAGACAAAUUCUAUAAAUAUUUAGAUUCGAGUGUGUAUUCAUGUUACACUACUGAAAUAAACAAUCUUAAUUUAGAAGGUCCUAAGGUGUGUCAACUUUCUUGUAUGCUUAAAAACGUGUUAACACUCUGGGAAUACAUGCAUCCCACAUUAGAAAUACAUGACAUAAAAAAACAGGAGUUAUGCUUAUUUGAUAUAUUGAUUUUAUGGUAA